GUGCAGCCUGUGACUACGUCACACUCAGUGUCACAGGUUCGAAUGUCCAUGCGACCUGUGACCAUACCCAAAUAGAUUCGCCCGCGGGUGAACAGUGACCAUCGGACAUACUGCUUUGUGAUUGCAGCAACUUGCUUCAGCUUGUCAUGGAUUCGCCUCGCAUAGCUCUGAAUGGUAAUGAGUGGACUUGGAGACUCCGUGGUCUUAAAGCCUGCCAGCUUGUCAUGGAUUCGCCUUGCAUAGCGCUGAAUGGUAGCAAGUGGACUUGGAGACUCCGGUGUAAGGCCGGGGAGAAGUUCAAUCUCUCGUUUGCGAGUCUCACAAGUCGGGAGGCAUUGCAAUAUUUACGCGAUGUUCAGAAGAACGAUCUAGCUGGAUGGGCGAGGAUUGCUACUGCUCAGUACAAGACUGACAGCAUCGACCAGGCAACAGACUCCGAGUCAGAGGACGAGGCCACUAAUGCUAUCGGAGUUGAAUCCCAGGGUGAACAUGUCCGUUCUGACUUCCGUAUCAAUGCAGAUGGUGGACUUUCGUGUGCAAACCACUCCGAAGUCUAUGAUGUGGGUGACAUUGCUGCUGAAGAUGUGGAAGGUGGCUCGAACAGUGUUCUGAAGGUUGAGUAUGGGCGUGGAAAGUGUAGACGCAUCGCAAAUUCAAUGUAUGAUGAUUUCUGGUCCUAUUAG
Messenger RNA from Suillus paluster, 683 nucleotides. RefSeq lists its product as uncharacterized. The record is from RefSeq and is a predicted model, not a curated record. NCBI's taxonomy places the organism in Eukaryota, Fungi, Basidiomycota, Agaricomycetes, Boletales, Suillaceae. The transcript has 3 exons. The coding region runs from base 147 to 683 and encodes 178 amino acids.